AUGGCCACUCAAACCAUUACCAACAAAGACGAGUUGCAAGAGCUCAUCGAACAGAACCCGUUGGUCUUCGUCGCCGCUUUGGGAGCCGACUUCGAACCCGGUAACAUGGAGUUCGAGAAGAUAGCCCAAGAAAACGGUCAAGGCAGCGUUGUGUUUGCCAAGUUCCUUCUUGAGAAGGCGCCUGAACUGACGGCGCAUUUCAAAAUCGACGAUGUUGCCACUGUUAUUACGUUAAUUGGCGGCGAGAAGGGACCGACGGUUCCCGGAUUUGAACCGGAUAGAUGA
Fusarium coffeatum is the source of this 285-nucleotide messenger RNA. RefSeq lists its product as uncharacterized. NCBI's taxonomy places the organism in Eukaryota, Fungi, Ascomycota, Sordariomycetes, Hypocreales, Nectriaceae. The record is from RefSeq and is a predicted model, not a curated record. The coding region runs from base 1 to 285 and encodes 94 amino acids. The transcript has a single exon.